UAGAAGAUGAGGAGGAAGAUGAUUCUGCCAGCCAAACUGACGGCAAAAAGGAAAAUGAAGACAUUAACGCAUCUAAUUAUAAGAAUCCAAAGUUCAGGGGUACGCCAAUGAUAUAUGCAUGUGCAACUAUGUGGCACGAGUCUAAAUACGAAAUGUUGCAACUCAUGAAGUCACUUUUUAGAAUGGACCGAGAUCAGUGUAUAAGAAAACAUGCUGAAGAGGUGUUCCAGAAAGAAGACGAAGAUUUCUAUGAUUUUGAAGCACACAUUUUGUUCGAUGAUGCAAUGACGCUAAACGAUAACGAGGAGAUGGAACCAAAUAAGUGGGUAAAGCUGCUUGUUAACAUUAUGGACGAAGCAGCUAGUUGCGUUUAUGAGAAAGAUAUUACAAUCGAGGCGCCAAUCAAGGUCCCAACUCCAUAUGGAGGCCAGCUUAUCUUUACAAUGCCAGGCGACAAUUUUCUCUUUAUACACCUCAAAGACAAAGCAAAAAUAAGACACAAGAAACGUUGGUCACAGGUAAUGUACAUGUAUUAUUUGUUGGGCUUCCGAAUUAUACGAAUGUGUGAAGAAAUUGUGACAGAAGCUGUAAAGGAAGGAAAGAUUAAUGAACUUAUUUAUGGGAAACAAGAAGCCCCUCCUAGAGGAAGAAUUGGCAAGAGUCAUAUUUUCCAUGCUUUUGACGACCAAGUUCUGAAGAAAGCAAGUAAUACGUUCUUGUUGGCUCUAGACGGAGAUGUUGACUUUUCUCCUGGGGCUGUACGCCUUCUACUGGACAGAAUGAGGAAAAGUGAAAAAGUUGGGGCCGCCUGUGGCAGAAUUCAUCCAAUAGGAAAGGGGCCGGUUGUUUGGUUCCAAAAGUUCGAGUAUGCUAUCGCUCACUGGUUACAGAAAGCUACAGAGCAUGUUCUCGGAUGCGUUCUCUGUAGUCCAGGGUGUUUCUCACUAUUCAGGGGUUCUGCACUUAUGGAUGAUAACGUUAUGCAAAAGUAUACACUCCUACCUUCGGAGGCUGCCCAUCAUCUAAUGUAUGAUCAAGGUGAAGAUCGCUGGUUAUGCACUCUCCUUCUCCAGCAAGGUUAUAGGGUCGACUAUGCAGCUGGUUCUGACGCUUUCACCUACGCUCCAGAAGGUUUCGCAAAAUUCUUCAAUCAGCGCCGAAGAUGGAUGCCAUCCACAGUCUUUAAUAUCAUUGACCUGCUUGCUGACUACAAAAACACCGUGUAUGUUAAUUCCAACAUCAGUAUGCUGUACAUCCUGUAUCAGGGUGCGCUACUUAUGUCUACAAUAGUUGGUCCUGCGACAGUUUUGAUGAUGAUCGCAGGAGCCAACAUGGUUGUAUUCAAGGUAACUUUAAUCUGGGGCUAUGUGAUUGCACUCGCGCCUGCAGUUUUCUACUUUAUCAUAUGCUUUUAUGUGAAGUCUGAGACUCAGAUUCAAAUUGCAGAAGUACUCACCGGUCUAUACUCUUUUGUGAUGAUGAUAGUAUUGGUUGGAACUAUAGUAACCGCAGCUCAAGAGAGUCCAUUUCAUCCCAGCGUCAUUUUUCUUGGAUUUCUAGUUGUAGUCUUUAUGUUCUCAGCCAUGUUGCAUCCAAAUGAAAGGUCAUGCAUUAUUUUUGGUGCACUGUACUUCCUUCUUAUUCCAACCGGAUUUUUGUUGUUGAGCAUAUUCUCACUUUGUAAUCUGCAUGACGUUUCCUGGGGCACUCGAGAAGGUCAAAAGAAGAAGACAAAAGCCGAAGAAGAGGAUGAGAAAAGAUUAAAUGAAGAAAAGGAAAAGAAAAAGAAAGAAAGAGGUUUUUUUGGCAAGUUCUUUCCAACAUUUCCGACAAAAGAAUUUAAACACAUGCUCAGCAAACUUACAGAAAGUCAAAACACAAAGAAAGAAGAUCUAAGUUUGUGUGAAACUAACAAACUUUUAAAGGAAAUAAAUGAACAUUUGAAGGACAUUGUUGAACAAAAGAAUAAACAAAUAGAAUCAAAGGGAAAGGUAAUGUCGGAUGAGAAAGCCAAUACAGUACAAAUGUCUGCAGAUGAGACGACAGAGGUUAAACCUAAAGGCAUAUGGAUGCAUCUACAAACUGAUCAUCAUUCUACUGAAAGUGUGAGAAAAAAUGAGAUUGAUUCAGAAGAAACAGGUGAUGACAGGGUUAAAGCAAACAGGGACGACCUCGUUAAUCCGGCAUGGGCAGAAUGCAAAGAACUAGGAAAUGGAAAAGUAAUUCCACUUGCACCUGAAGAAUUGACGUUCUGGGAGAGUUUUGUGGAGAAAUACCUGAAGCCUCUUAAGCUUUCGGAUGAUCAAAUAAAGAACAAUGCAAAAGGUCUGAUAGAGUUACGCAAUAACCUUGCUCUUGGCAUGGCCAUGAUAAACUUGCUUUGGAUCGCCAUCAACUUUAUGUUUCAGUUCGAAAGUCCAACAACAAUAUCUUUGAAAUUAUCCGGAUUUGAAAAUAGCCCAGACAGUCCUGACUACCUCGAGGAAAAUCAAAGAGAUUCUGAUGACUCUGAAUCAGCUGAUAACAUAAUAGAAGUUGACGUUUUGGGAUUGUUGUUUAUAUUCUUCUACCUUGCAAUUUUACUGCUGCAAUUUAUUGGCAUGAUUAUUCAUCGUUGGGGAACCUUCCAGCAUUUAGUCUCCGCGGUAAAGCUAAAGAAUCCUUUCCUGGUGACUGAUAAAAUGGUGCGACUAUCUAGCUCCGCAGAAGGAACAGAAGAUAUUGAUGCAACUGAAGCUAGAGAAAUAAUAGAUAAUAUACUGAAGGAACCUUUACCUGACUAUUUUGAUGACAGUGGACCUGAAGAGCAAUUUGAACAGGAAAUUGAGGAAGAACUUCAAGUUUUACAGAAAACAGGAUCAAGGUAUCGUGUAACGGUUACAGAUAAUGGCAUCGGCGCAACAUCUCGGCGUCUAGGUUAUACUGACUUGGGAAGAUCAAGAGAUGGUUUGUCUAAAAGUGCUAGACACAUCAAAGACGGUUUACAAGCAACAAUGAGAAAGCAUGCCAGUGCUCCGAAAAGUGAGGAGUUUAGGAGGGGAAUGCAUUAUGAAGCUUACAGGGCAAAUGAUGAAAACGUAGAUAGACCUCUUCCACCAGUCAGGCAAAGAAGACUGAAUCUUAGGACAGGAAGAUUGGAGCUAGCGACACGGUUGCAAGAAUAUUUGAAAGAUUCUGCUGAUCCUAUACCUUUGAUUGAGGAGAGAGAUUCAGAUGACGAUAUCUAUGACAGGCUUGGAUCAAAAGGAACAGUAAGCCGACAAAUUGGGAAAAGGCUGAAAUUGUGUGCCAAAUCGUUGAAAUUAAUGGAAUCACAUUCGAAUGGACCUCACCAGCAUUGUGUAUCUUUUGAAAACUCAGGACGACCAACAUCCACGCUGUACUGAGGUCACAACACCGUGAGACAACGAAAAAGACUGUGAAAAAUCUACCUAUACUUUUAUCUGAUGUAGACCAUAUUCCUUCGACUACUGUGAACAACUAUUAUAAGAGAAAAAUAUAGUACUCUGUUCUACUCUGGAACCCAUCACUGUUGAAAUUAUCCGUGGAUAAUAGGAACCAGACCUACAUUCCGUUGUCGUCAAUAUUCAUGAUUUCUGUCCGCAACAGGUUUCAUUAAGAACAGACAGAACACGCUGUAAAAAUUCCGGAACACUAAUAUUUUUUACUCUAUUGACUUAAAAAGUGUACAUAAUGUCCGUAACGAACAUGGAUUUGAUUAAAGUAUAAAGCUGAUGUGGUCCAUGCUGUAGUGAGAUAGAUGCACGUUAGGUGAGAAUGAUAAAUCCUAUGCAUGAGAUAUGCCUCAGUUAUACUUAAUCAAAAAAAAACAAUAACUGAAAUCAAAAUAUUAGUUUGAACUACUAAGAUGCUGUGUUUGACCGCUGACUUAGUAUUUAUUUGUUGUUGCUUGGUGAAUAUGGACCGAUAUAUUUGUCGUGCUAUUGAGAAGUAUGUUUCUAUGCUAAUAAUGCAGUUUACGCUACCAUUGUAUAUCUCGGGGAACGUGCAGUGUCGGUGAUGUGGGAACUUAACUAUGAUAGUUUUUGUUUUUACUGUAUAACCCAGUCAGUCUUAAUUGAUACCAUCCAUUUGAUGUAGUUUUGUUAACACAUCUUCAAACAAAAAUUUGUAUAUAUGUGUUGUAAAAAUAAUAUGUGUGUUUGUUUACAACAACAAUAAGCUUAUAGCUUAAUUAUGUGAAUAUGUUUUUUCUUUUUACAAGGUUAUGUUCUUCCUUCAUUGACAUUUCGGAACAAGUUCAAAUCCAUUCUGUGUUUUAGAAUAUCUGAACAUUCACGUUCCUCAAUUUGUGUGUUUUACAUACUUCCUGGCUUAGAUGAAGGCUAAUUUAUAUGUUUAUCCAUUCUAUAUAACAACUGUUUUUCUUGAUGUUUCUUUCCCGUGACAGAAAAUGACAGUAAACGAUGAAAAGUACAUUUUAAUUUCAAUGAAGCAAUAUUUCUAUAUUUCGCUUACUUUCUAGCUGACAGGGUAUUCUUCGAAACAAAUAAGGGUGUAACAGAUCAGACACGGAAUUAAGCAUAAAAGAAUCUUAUAAUAAGAAAUAAUAUUUUUAGUCAAUUUGAUUGUUGUCUGAAUACCAAGUUUGUUCAAAUAAUCCCCCUAGGGUCAAAUUUGGUCCCGCCCUGGGGGAAUCACAUGGUUUACAUAGGUUUAUAUAGGGAAAAAAUUUGAAAAUCUUCUUGUCCAAAACCACUGGGCUAAAGGCUUUGAUAUUUGGUAUGUAACAUCAUCUAGUGGUCCUCUACCAAGAUUGCUUAAAUCAUUCCCUAGGGUCAAAUAUGGCCCCACCCGGGAAGUCACAUGGUUUAUAUCGACUUAUAUAGGGAAAAAUAUUGAAAAUCGUCUUGUCAAAAACCACUGGGCAAAGGGCUUUGAUAUUAGGUAUGUGACAUCAUCUAGUUGUCCUCUACAAAGAUUGUUCGAAUUAUGCCUCUUGGAUGAAAAAAGGCCCUAACACGGGGAUCUCAAAUUUUGCAUACACUUUUAUAGGAAAAAAACUAUAAAAAUUUUCUUGUCUUAAACCAGAAGAUAUAGGCCUUUGAUAUUUGGUAUGUAGCAUUGCCUGGUAGUCCUCUACAAAGAUUGUUCAAAUAGUUACCCUGGGAUGAAAAGAGGCCCCGCCCCCGGGGUCCCAAUUUUAUAUAGACCUAUAUAGAAAAAAAAAAUCUUCUUGUCUGAAACCACAAGACCUUGGCCUUUGAUAUUUGGUAUAAAGCAUCAGCUUAUGAUCCUCUAUCAAAAUUUUUCAAAUUAAAACCCCGGGGUGAAAAGAGGCCCCCGGGGGUCCAAAAAAUUACAUAGACUUAUACAGGAAAAAGCGUUAAAAGUUUUCUUGUCUGAAAUCACAAGACCUGGGCCUUUGAUAUUUGGUAUGUAGCAUUGGCUUAUGAUCCUCUAUUAAGUUUUUUUUUUUCAAAUUAUGUCCCUGGAGUCAAAAGUGGCCUCGCCCCGGGGGUACCAAGUUUUACAUAGACUUAUAUAGGAAAAAUCUUUAAAAAUAAAUCUUCUGUUCUGAAACUCCAAGGCCUAUGCUUUUGAUAUUUGGUAUAUUGCAUUGCCUAGUGGUCCUUUACCAAAAUUAUUCAAAUAAUGCCCCUGAGGUGAAAAGACAUAGACUUAUCAUUUUGCCUGAAACUGCUAGGUCUAGGCUUUUGAUAUUUGGUAUGUUGCAUUGCCUAAUGUUCCUCUACCAUAAUUGUUCAAAUUAUGCCCCUGGGAUGAAAAGAGCCCCUGCCCCGUGGGCCCCAAGGUUUACAUAGACUUAUAUAGGGAAAAAUUUAAAAAUCUUCUUGUCUGAAAGUUCAAGGCUUAAGCCUUUGAUAUUUGGUAUGUAGCAUUACCUAGAAGUCCUUUAACAAGAUUGUUCAAAUUAUGCCCCUGGGGUGAAAAGAGGUCCCGCCCCAAGGGUCUCUUGUAUAUGAGUUAUAUAGGAAAAAUACUUCAAAAAAUAUCUGAUCAUUUUUUCUAAGAUUGUAUAAUUAUAUUUACCUGAUGACCCCGAGUAAUUUGACCUACUUUCUUGUUUUUUAAAAUACAACCUUGAAAUUAGGAUGCCAUGUACAGUUUUGCAUAAUAAUCAUUACAACAUAGAAAUUUGGACCAUGUCAGUAACCUUCGAUAAAGAUUUCAAUACUCAUCUUAAAUGUCUUAGCCCAGACCUACUGACCUACUUUCUUCUUUUAGAAGCUACAGAAAAGAGAUUUUUAUAAUUUUAACAGAUUUCAGAACUUAUCUUGAAGAAUCUUUACCAUAACCUUCUCACCUAGGUUUUGUUUUUGUUUUUGAAGCAGCUACAGCAAAAACAUUUGUUCAAGCAAGCAAUUAAACUCAGGUGAGCGAUAUAUAUGGUCAUCAUGGCCCUCUUGUAUUCAUUAUUGCACUUAACAUUUAAAGACAUAAUA
Mercenaria mercenaria is the source of this 6428-nucleotide messenger RNA. RefSeq names its product chitin synthase chs-2-like. Lineage: Eukaryota; Metazoa; Mollusca; Bivalvia; Venerida; Veneridae. The transcript has 15 exons. Gene Ontology annotation, molecular function: chitin synthase activity. Gene Ontology annotation, cellular component: cell periphery; cell septum. The record is from RefSeq and is a predicted model, not a curated record. The coding region runs from base 108 to 3386 and encodes 1092 amino acids.